GGUGUUGUUGUUGUGGUGUUGUCGUUGUUGUUGUUGUUGUGGUGUUGUUGUUGUUGUGGUGUUGUGUUGUCGUUGUGUUGUGUUGUUGUUGAUCUUCCUACAGUACGCGUUAGUUCAUAUAACCCCACCGCUGUGUUGAUGUGUAAAGGUGUUUCAAACUGUGUGAGGGGUUCAAUAUUGUCAUCCCUCCACCUGAGAGGGUCUCAGGAGUGUCAGCUCCGCCCACAAUGCAACAUAAUAUAUCAAACAAUAAAAGCAGAGGAAAUUACGAGAGAAUGUUGCAAGAUGUGCAAGUUAAUACGAAUCAAAUGAAGAUAGUGCAGCAGAAAUCUACACAGUCUGAUAGAAGAACAGAGUACUGUUUAUCACCGUGGUAACUAUGAGGAUGAAUAAGUGAUGUCACCAGAGGAACACAGGCCUUCACUGAGCUCAGAUUCACUGAAAAAAACAAUCAUUGGAUGAACAUGAUUUUAUCAUCUGUAUUCCACGUAAACAAAAUCCUGUUAGCUCCAGAUAUUUUGAUUGUGUCAUUUGAACACAACAAAGACGUGUUGGUGUGACGUAAAGUACGAACAGUGAACUCAUUUGAUUUUAAAACAACAUGUUUAUACUUUUUUUUGUUUUUGAGGAACUGUUCCUUGGAAGACAACCUCUGCCCAUCCAGAUUAAGCACACUCUUUUGCAGCACUUCAAAAGUGCACUUGAGUUCGGGUGGGUAGGUAAGGUUUAGGCAGUAGAUCAGUCCAAAUAACAGAACACAGGCAAUAGCAAUGCUGUCCAAACCACUGAGGACCUCCACGCCUUCGAUCAGGACACCAAUGUCCUCCAAGUCAUCUCCUGGCUCUGCACCCUCCUUGACUAUGGCAUAUACGCCCAUCACAGUUUGAUCCAUUGAUUUGUGGGCCUCAGUGUCUGUGUCCUGUGGAAAAAAUAAAAAACAAUACAUUUACUAAGUCUAGAAAAAGUGGAGCAAGACAUUGUAGGAGAGACAAUGUGAAAUAUGCUAAAUGCUGAUAAUAAAAUGGUUAAGUUGCAUGCAGAAAAUACAAAAGAGAAGUACAUAUGAAGUUGUACAGUAGGAGAUGUACAGAAGAAAUACAGAAGCACUCAUUAUGUAUAUCUUUUAGCUAAUUUCAGAUUUUUCAUUGAUCAUUGAUAUACACGUUGAAAAAAAUAUAUACAUUCAUACGGCCACUUUGUUAACGCAACUCUCCACAUAUUCUUUAACAAGUUUUCCGUUGUCUCAGUUCAGGUAGACACUGAGGCACUUCAGGAUGCAGGCGCGUUUUGUGUGUACUGUGUUGUGAGAGAAACAAAACAGGAAGCCAAUUCAGAGAUUAUUCAGCAUUUUAUCCAUCUGUUUACUCUGUUUCUGGUGUGAAAUCUUUCUUAGUGCACUCCACGUAGUAAAUGUGCAUAGACCAUCCAUCCAUCCAUCUUUUCCCGCCUCUCCGUCAGGGUCGCGGAGGUAGCAGCUCCAGCAGAGAGCCCCAAACUUUCCUUUCCCUGGCCACAUCAACCAGCUCUGACUGGGGGAUUCCAAGGCGCUCCCAGGCCAGCGAAGAGACAUAACCCCUCCACCUGGUCCUAGGUCUACCCCUCGGUCUCUUCCCAGCUGGACGAACACCUCCCUAGGGAGGCGCCCAGGUGGCAUCCUCACUAGGUGCCCGAACCACCUCAACUGGCUCCUUUCAACGCGAAGGAGCAGCGGUUCUACUCCGAGUCCCUCCCGGAUGACUGAACUUCUCACCUUAUCCCUAAGGGAGAUGCCAGCCACCCUGCGGAGAAAUCCCAUUUCGGCCGCUUGUAUCCGCGAUCUCGUUCUUUCGGUCCUGACCCAUCCUUCAUGACCAUAGGUGAGGGUAGGAACGAAGAUGGCCCGGUAGACAGAGAGCUUUGCCUUCUGGCUCAGCUCUCUUUUCCUCACAACGGUGCGGUAAAGCGACUGCAGUACCGCUCCCGCUGCUCCGAUCCUCCGGCCCAUCUCACGCUCCUUUGUUCCCUCACUCGAGAACAAGACCCCGAGAUACUUGAACUCCUUCACUUGGGGUAAGGCUUCAUUCCCUACCUGGAGUGGACAGUCCAUCGGUUUCCUGCUGAGAACCCUGGCCUCAGAUUUGGAGGUGCUGAUCCUCAUCCCAGCCGCUUCACACUCGGCCGCGAACCGAUCCAGUGAGUGCUGAAGGUCACAGACCGAUGAAGCCAUUAGGACCACAUCAUCUGCAAAAAGCAGUGGUGCAAUCCUUAGCCCACCGAACUGCAGACCCCCUCCCCCACGACUACGCCUCGAAAUCCUGCCCAUGAAUAUCACAAACAGGAUUGGUGACACCCAGAGCCUUCAGCAUUUCUGGGCGGAUCUCAUCCACCCCUGGGGCUUUGCCUCUGUGGAGCUGUUUAACUACCUCAGUGACUUCCCCCCGUGAGAUUGGAGUUGAUCCCCCUUCAUACUCCAGCUCCGCCUCUAACAUAGAGGGCGGAGUUGUCGGGUUCAGGAGUUCCUCAAAGUGUUCCUUCCACCGCCCUAACACACUAUCAGUUGAGGUCAACAGCGUCCCAUCCUUACUGUACACAGCUUGGAUGGUUCCCUGCUUCCCCCUCCAUGGCUUCUCUGAACUUCUCCCACACCCGCUGCUUUGCCUCGGCCACGGCUGAGUCUGCUGUCCUUCGGGCCCGUCGAUACCUUGCAACUGCGUCAGGAGUACCCAGGGAUAACAUAUCCCGGAAGGCCUCCUUCUUCAGUCGGACGGCUUCCCUGACCGCCAAUGUGCACCAGGAGGUUCGAGGGUUACCGCCCCUUGAGGCACCUAAGACCUUGAGACCACAGCUCCCCGCCGCAGCUUCGGCAAUAGAGGCUUUGAACACCGCCCACUCUGGUUCAAUGUCCCCAGCCUCCGCAGGGAUGCCUGAAAAGCUCCGCCGGAGGUGUGAGUUGAACUCACCACCAGAUGGUGAUCAGUUCACAACUCCGCCCCUCUCUUCACCCGAGUGUCCAAAACAUGCGGCCUCAGGUCCGAUGAUACGAUAACAAAAUCGAUCAUGGACCUUCUGCCUAGGGUGCUCUGGUACCACGUACACUUAUGAGCAUCCUUAUGUUCAAACAUGGUGUUUGUUAUGGCCAAUCCAUGACGAGCACAGAAGUCCAGGAACAAACCACCACUCCGGUUCAGAUCAGGGGGGCCGUUCCUCCCAAUCCCGCCCCUCCAAGUGUCUCCCUCAUUGCCAACGUGUGCGUUGAAGUCUCCCAGCAAGACUAAGGAGUCCCCUUCAGGAGCCCCAUACAGGACUUCUUUCAGGGUCUCCAAGAAGGCCCAAUACUCUGAACUGCUGUUUGGUGCAUAAGCACACACAACAGUCAGAGUUUUCCCCCCCAUGACCCGCAGGCGUAGGGAGGCGACCCUCUCGUCCACUGGGGUAAACUCCAACAAAGCGGCACUCAACUGGGGGCUUGUGAGUAUCCCCACACCCGCUCGGCGCCUCACACCUUGGGCAACUCCGGAGAAGAAUAGAGUCCAACCCCUAUCCAGAAGUAAGGUUCCAGAGCCGACGCUGUGCGUAGAGGUGAGCCCCACCAGAUCCAACUGGUAACGCUCCACCUCCCGCACAAGCUCCGGCUCCUUCCCCCCCAGAGAGGUGACGUUCCACGUCCCCAAAGCCAACUUCUGUCGCCUGAGUCUGGUCCGUCGAGACCCUCUGCUUUCACUGCCACCCUUCUGGCAGCGCACCCGACCCCAUCGCUGUUUCCCGUAGGUGGUGGGCCCGCGGGACGGAGAAGCGGAGGUGUUGCCCACGAUGCUUUUUCGGGCUGUGCCCGGCCGGGCUCCAUAUCAAGCCCGGCCACCAGACGCUCGCUGACGAGUCUUCCUUCUGGGCCUGGCUCCAGAAGGGGACCCCGAGCUUCCUCCGGGCCGGGUAUCCUCGCUUUCAUGUAUGUUUGUCAUGAGGUCUUUUGAACCAAUCUCAGUCUGGCUCCUUACCUGAGACCAAUUUGCCAUGGGAGACCCUACCAGGAACACAAGGUUCCAGACAACACAGCCCCCAGGUUCAUCGGGGCACACAAACCUCUCCACCACGAUAAGGUGCUGGUUCUCGGAAAGGAUGUGCACGGACAAUUCACAUAAAUGCAAAGGCUGAGAUGGAUCGGAGCCCUCAGAGUAUCUGGAUCGGAGCCCUCAGUAGAUCUGGAUCAGAGCCCUCAGUAGAUCUGGAUCAGAACCCUCAGUAGAUCUGGAUUGGAGCCCUCAGGAGAUCUGGAUCAGAGCCCUCAGUAGAUCUGGAUCAGAACCCUCAGUAGAUCUGGAUCGGAGCCCUCAGGAGAUCUGGAUCAGAGCCCUCAGUAGAUCUGGAUCAGAACCCUCAGUAGAUCUGGAUCGGAGCGCUCACGAGAUCUGGAUCUGCAUCAGACUGCUUCCUGCUAAGUGAUGGAGGAUCAUGUGACCCAAACGGAGCUGUGCAGCACUGACGGGGGUGUCGGAGGGAAGGAAGAGUCUGCAGUGGAUCCCCCCCCUGACGGAGCCUCCUGCAGGGAUGGGGCCGCGGCAACCCUGGGGGGGUGCGCUGUGAAGGUUUCAACCACCGUGCUGCACCCGGUCUGCCUGGCUGACCCCCCGCUCAUGCUGCCCCUCCACCUGCAGGGGGAGGCCCCGUACCUGAUCACCAGCCAGACACCGGGGUCCCUCCCCCUGGUCCUGGACCAGCUGAGCUCUCCCCAGCUGCCCCCCCUAACCUACACCCUGACCCCCCCUGCAGACCAGAAGUCCCAGGAGAUGCUGACCCUGCUGCAGGACCUGUUAUCUCAGGGGGGGGCUGGAGCCUUCUGCCCUCCCCCUCCCUACAUCUCCCCCCUGGCCCCGUUGGUCCCCCCUCCCACCCUGCUGGUCCCCUACCCAGUCAUCAUCCCCCUGCCGGUCCCAUUGCCGGUCCCCCUCCCCAUCCCUGUUCCCCCUCAGGAGGACUCUAAAGGGGGGCUGCAGAGGGCCGUAUGCAGUAAGAGCACCCAGACAUCAGAUUCUGCCCCCCUCCCUGCAGCUACAUCCUCCCCCCCCAAGGACCAGGCUCUGGACCUCACUGUGAGGGGGGGGGCGGUGUUCCUGAAGCACGAGCCCCUCCCCGGCCCGGAGCAGGACGGAUUGCUGGACCUAUCGGUGGGGAGGAGGAACCUGGGGGGGUUGCAGGACUCGAAGCUGCACUGGAUGGGGAUGGACAGAAGCUCGGGGUAUUCCGGAUCCCAGGGGGGGGCAGGGUCCCUCCCCCACCCGGACCUAGAGCUCCUCAGCUCCCCUCAGAAGGUCCUGGUCUCGGUGCAGGAUGCCGCCCUCAUCUGUGGGAUCAGGGGUCUGUCUGGGGGGGGGCAGCAGGUCUACGGGGGGCCGUCCUCACCAGGGGGGGGGCAAGACCCCCAUAGAAAGAAGAAGAGCCGAGUACUCAAAGUGAGGAAGGUGAGCCCUCAGGAAAUCCACUUCCUGUCCGUCAAGAAGCCCAAGCUGCUGCCAAGAAAGUGAGGGGGGUGGGGGAAGCUCAGCUGACCGGUCAGUGUUAGCCUUAAUGCUAACGCUCUACAGUCAGCUGACCUGUCAGUGUUAGCCUUCAUGCUAACGCUCUACAGUCAGCUGACCGGUCAGUGUUAGCCUUCAUGCUAACGCUCUACAGUCAGCUGACCGGUCAGUGUUAGCCUUCAUGCUAACGCUCUACAGUCAGCUGACCGGUCAGUGUUAGCUUUCAUGCUAACGCUCUACAGUCAGCUGACCUGUCAGUGUUAGCCUUCAUGCUAACGCUCUACAGUCAGCUGAACGGUCAGUGUUAGCCUUCAUGCGAACGCUCUACAGUCAGCUGACCUGUCAGUGUUAGCCUUCAUGCUAACGCUCUACAGUCAGCUGAACGGUCAGUGUUAGCCUUCAUGCUAACGCCCUACAGUCAGCUGAACGGUCAGUGUUAGCCUUCAUGCUAACGCCCUACAGUCUGCUGACCGAGUUUCCAUCGUUCACUGCAGCAUGGUUUCAGUUCUGCUCAUGUUGAAAAUGUUGGUGUUUGUGUGCGUGUGUGAGGUUCUGAUUUAUCCUCAGUGCACUAAGUUGACUUUAAGACGUUAAUGGGUGAAGCUGCUGCUCCCCUCCCUCUGAGUUUUCUGUUCUUUAAGUCUGAGAGCUCUUGUUUGAAAUGAUGACUUGUUAAUUUAUUCUUUGUACGUCUUGUAUUUAUACGAUGUGUAAAUACCCUGAGGGUCUGGGAGGAGACAAGGGUCCGGAUAUUACAGUUUAAGUUUCCUGAAGAACUGUUUUCUUCCGAAUCUGUGUUUGCCUUUUAUAUCAACGUCCACUAAAGUAUUGAUGCUCUGA
Molecule: messenger RNA, 6332 nt
Organism: Eleginops maclovinus (Patagonian blennie)
Lineage: Eukaryota; Metazoa; Chordata; Actinopteri; Perciformes; Eleginopidae
Product: retinoic acid-induced protein 2-like
Exons: 2
Coding region: 4419-5498 (359 amino acids)
Biological process (GO): animal organ development
Cellular component (GO): nucleus
Source: RefSeq, a predicted model, not a curated record